AUCUUUAACCCCACAAGAGCCCUCGGUACAUCCGAGCUAGGGCGUCCCUGAAGUUUCUACCUGGGUUGAUUGGUCGGGUGGAUGAAUUGGUAUAUUUGCAUGAGGCUAUACUGCUAGGAAGCCUAUCACUAGGAACCCCAGUACACACAUGGAAACAUCUCUGGCUGCCAGGCUCUCCAGGUCCUUCCAAUCCUUCCAAUCUGCUUGUCUUCGGGCCCACUUCCCAGUGGCGUUUGCUCUUCCCGUCCCGAACUAUUGGCUUGAUAGUAGAUUGAAUACCCAGCUCGACUUCAAAUCGAGAGACCAAUAUCCGGCAGUUUUUCAUGCCUAUCUUCAUGCAAAUAGACGACUGGGGUGCCACGAGGUUCAAAUACGCUCGAUUUCGCUCAUGCAUUCUUCAGGAGUAGACGCCAUCUCGCUGUCUUUUUAGGUUUCAAGUUGAUAGUAUCUUUACCGGUUCUAUUCCAAGCUUGAAGCUUCCGAGCGCUCGCAUACUUCCAAUCAUGCUCUUCCAAAUUUCGGCUGUGGUAGCGCCUCUGCUGCUGGCUUCUUCCGCAUCUGCAGCCUCGUUCACACCUGCUUCCACCACUGCAACUGAUCUGUUGUCUGGCAAGGGUCUUUUGAACCUUGCAAUCUACCAAAUCAGUCAAGCUGCUAAAGGGCAGCAACAGCCAUGCAACCUCGGAAACGCUGCCGUUAGACGAGAAUGGUCAACACUCCUUCCUGCUGAGCGAAAAGCAUAUACGGAUGCUGUUUUAUGUCUUCAAUCAAAGCCCCCAAAGACCAAUCAGACACUCGUUCCUGGAGUCAAGUCGAGAUACGAUGAUUUUGUUUGGACUCACAUUGAGCAAACACUAAGCAUUCACGGAACAGCAAACUUCUUGUCAUGGCACAGAUAUUUCACCUGGACUUAUGAACAAGCACUCAGGAAUGAGUGUGGCUACAAAGGUUACCAACCAUACUGGAAUUGGGGCAAAAGUGCCUUCGAUCCUAUCAACUCACCAGUGUUCGAUGGCUCGGACACUUCCAUGGGUGGCAAUGGUGACUUCGAACCACACAACUGCACCAACGGUCUCCCGACCGGCCUGAACUGUAUACCUCCUGGUCCUGGGGGUGGCUGUGUGACCAAUGGUCCAUUCAAGAACAUGAAAGUUAAUCUCGGCCCUAUCUCACCGACUCUCACCAUAGAGGGCCUUAACGCAGUCUCGCCAAGUACAGUUUAUAACCCACGCUGUCUCCGCCGUGACAUUUCCCCAUGGGUCUCCUCCCGUUGGACAACUGAUCAGAACUCCACCGACCUCAUCACCCAGAACUCAGAUAUCAACAGCUUCCAGACCGUAAUGCAAGGUGAUUUUGGAUCUGGAAACUACGGUGUACACACAGCUGGCCAUUUCACCAUUGGCGGCGACCCAGGUGGAGAUCUCUUCGUAUCGCCAGGGGACCCAGCUUUCUAUCUUCACCACGCUCAGAUCGAUCGCACUUGGUGGAUCUGGCAGAACCAGGAUAUCAAGAACAGACAGAAUGCUAUUGCUGGAACUAUCACCUUGUUCAACAACCCGCCUAGCAGAAAUGGAACACUGGAAGAUGUCAUUACAUUAGGCGUUAAUGGUCCUGAUACGACGAUCGGGUCUGUGAUGUCUACGCAGGCUGGGCCUCUUUGUUAUAUUUAUGUUUAAGUUCUGGUUCAAUCAUUUUUGGUCUUGGCAGUUGUUUAUACUUUAGAUCUUGAAAAGCCAAUCUCCAUUUCUGCAUAUCAUAAUAAUACACUUUCACCGUCGGGAAGUUCCUUGACAUCUUCCCGAAUUACCGUUUAAAGUUUGAUCAAUUACUGCUCUUGCACGUCGGCUCAAAUUCUCUCCCCCACAAUAUUGUCUCGGACCCCUCUCACCUCAAAAACGUAUCUUUUUCUUGGAUUUGACCCGGCAGAAACCGAAUUUCCACACAUAAACUCAAACAGUCCCGAUUCCGGAGAACUGACCGAAAACCCCUACCAAACCCCGCCAAACACUCACAUCUCACAUCUGACAAACCAUCUCAUGUCACGUUAUUCUUGCACAGACUUGAAACUAGAGCAUCUUCGUUCCUCGGAUCUCCCGACCCAUAAACUCCGUUCACCAGAUCCUACACUCCUACACUCUUGGCGAAAAGCAAAUCUGGGAGGUCCCCUACCCCCACCACGUUCGCUAUCGCAUCGCGCAUAAUAUUUGGUGCCCAACACUACUGUAAUUUACCUACCGUGCCGUCCCAAAGUUCGGUACAUAUCCCUAACUCACAAGCUUGGGCGAUCUCAAUUGAGCCGAACCACCGCUACGGUAAAGCUAGCUCUUCACUAUUCUGCAUGCAGAAGUUAGAAACGUUAGAAACGGUCUUCCUAGCUUCUAAAUGGCACGGUUGCAGCACAGCAUUAUUGCUACCGUUACUUCGGCGCUGCGCUGCGCUGGACAAGGACAUGGAUGUGAGGCUCUUCUCGCCGGACUUGUCGAUCAUUAAACUUCACGAUCUUUGGGACUAAGUCGCGGAGUUUAUUUGUGAUGCAGUUUCAAAACCUGUCUCCUAUUCUCCUGAACCUUCCGUGGUACUUUCCGUACGAGGAAGGAGGUCAACGUCCUGGCGCUGUUUGGGGAGGAUUUAUACACAGACGACCCUCCCUUGCAACCAAUAGGGAAGUAUUAUCAAUGCUACUUGCGGGGCACUUGGAGUACUUACGCGUGUACAACUCUCGAGUAUAUUUCCAAAGGUUACAAACGGUUAGGGUUAGUUAGGGUUAAAGCGUAGGUAUAGCACAGGGUCCCCUCUAGGGGUUUGCUAACCAGAGCGUGGGAGAUAUGUGAUUUUAUUACUGUUCGAGCUAUUGUACCUUCGCAAUUACUAGAGAUUCUGAAGCUUUUGAUUUGUCUGACCAGGGGGGGGGG
Cadophora gregata is the source of this 2912-nucleotide messenger RNA. RefSeq lists its product as uncharacterized. The record is from RefSeq and is a predicted model, not a curated record. Gene Ontology annotation, molecular function: oxidoreductase activity. The transcript has 7 exons. Bases 504 to 1676 code for a protein of 390 amino acids. Lineage: Eukaryota; Fungi; Ascomycota; Leotiomycetes; Helotiales; Ploettnerulaceae.